GUUCAGCUCCUGUGUUGUUGGAUUGUGUAUCCGUAAAAAAUGGCUUCCCCUGUCGCUAUGCUUACGUGUGCCCUGCUGGUUGGCGUUAUACUGGCGGACGAAACCACCAAGAAGUACAGCGACAAACUGCUGCUUAUCUCUAUGGAUGGUUUCAGGUGGGACUACAUGGACAUGGUCCCUACCCCCAACCUUGAUCGCUUUGCCAGGGAGGGUGUUCGAGCACCCAGGGGACUGAUCAACUCGAUGGUGACCAAGACAUUUCCCUGCCAUUACACCAUGGCUACCGGUUUGUAUGAGGAGUCCCACGGUAUCAUCAGUAACCACAUGUAUGAUCCGGUAUUUAACGAAUCUUUCUCCUUCGGCACGACGGACUCAAAGUGGUGGGAUGGAGGGGAGCCGAUCUGGAUUACGGCCAAGCUUCAGGGUCUGAAGAGCGCUUCCUACUUCUGGCCGGGCAGCGAGGCCAAGUUGAAAGGCGUUCGCCCCGAUAUCUGGAUGCCUUAUUUGGAGAAGACGCCAUUUGAUGUGCGCACCGAGGCUGUGGUGGACUGGUUUAAAGCUCUAGACAUUAACUUUUCCACUCUGUAUUUUCAUGAGCCGGAUCACACGGGCCACACGUACGGGCCAAACUCUCCAGAGAUACGGCAGAAAAUCAUGGAAAUGGACCUUGUGGCAGGACACAUCUACGACCAGCUGUCCCAGGCUGGUCUCCUGAACGAAGUCAAUGUGAUUCUGACCAGCGACCAUGGGAUGGCCGAGAUCAACACGGAAACUAUGGUCAUCGACCUCUUAGAUUACGUACCCGCUGAUUGGUUCUACCUCGUGGAUUCUGGUCCAAUCGCUAAUAUUCGGCCGUCUCCGGGAAGAGCUCAAGACCUCUACAAUCGUCUGAGACACGCCCACCCAAACAUGACAGUGUACCUAAAGGAAGAUAUCCCUGAGUUUUAUCACUACAAGAACAACCGCCGGGUGAUGGACGUUUUCGCCGUGGCAGAUGAGGGCUGGACCAUUACUAGAAAUCAAUCAAAUCUGCGCGAGGAACAUGGUAACCAUGGGUACGAUAACAGGUAUCAAUCUAUGCAUCCGUUUUUCCUAGCCAGGGGACCGAAUUUCAAACGCCAUUACCAGGUGACGCCGUUUGAAACAGUAAAUUUGUACCCUCUGAUGUGCGAGUUACUCGGACUUCAACCUGCUCCAACCAAUGGUAGUUUCCAUAACGUGAAGGACAUGGUCAUUCCAUUCACCGAGGGACCGCUGGUUGGCUGACGCGAAAAAUGGUACAUAAACAACAACCGUUAGUUGGAUUAUAACAAAGCUCGGAAAUUAUUUUUAUUCCUUCAUGUAGGUUUACACCCACUUACUUUAUGGUACAUUUAACUUGUCAUUUCCCCCCAAAACAGUGUUGGAUUCACACAGCCUCAUCCCAAAAACCCAAGGCGUAAAAUUACUUUUAUUUCGGAAGAUGUAAAAGUCACACAUUAAGAAACAGGAAGGCAAGUUUUAUAUUCGAAAUU
This is a messenger RNA of Liolophura sinensis, 1514 nucleotides long. Its product is annotated as ectonucleotide pyrophosphatase/phosphodiesterase family member 5-like. The coding region runs from base 40 to 1266 and encodes 408 amino acids. NCBI's taxonomy places the organism in Eukaryota, Metazoa, Mollusca, Polyplacophora, Chitonida, Chitonidae. The record is from RefSeq and is a predicted model, not a curated record. The transcript has 3 exons.